ACCUUUCUAAAGAAUCCUUCUUGUUGUCAAGCAAACAGACUUUUCUGUCUGUCCCUUUCCUGACUGACCCACGUCUGGCCCUAGCCACGCCUCAGCGUUUAUCACCGCCCGAUAGUGGCGGCCCUCUCUGCAAAUUCUCCCCUCCAAGAAACGCAGCCCACUUCGAGAACCGAUCCCACUUCUCUCCCUCUCACCACCCUACUCUGACCUUUCUCUCCAUCUCACCUCCCCCAAAACACCCCCAUCACAUCACCUAGAAUGAGUGUCGUCGGCAUAGAUUUCGGUGCCCAGAGCACCAAGGUCGGUGUUGCCCGGAAUAAGGGUAUUGACAUUAUUACCAAUGAGGUUUCCAACAGAUCUACUCCGACUCUGGUCGGUUUCGGUACCAAGAGCAGGCAUCUUGGAGAGGCAGCAAAGACACAAGAGACCUCCAACCUCAAGAACACCGUCGGCUCUCUGAAGCGCCUGAUUGGUCGUUCCUUCAGCGACCCGGAUGUCCAGGUUGAGCAGCAGUACAACACCGCUCCUCUCUGCGACGUCAACGGCCAGGCUGGUGUUGAGGUCAACUUCCUCGGCAAGAAGGAGAAAUUCACCGCCACGCAGCUGGUCGCCAUGUACCUGGGCAAGAUCCGGGACAUUGCCGCCAAGGAGCUGAAGCUGCCCGUCUCCGACGUGGUCAUCAGCGUCCCCGCCUGGUUCACCGACAUCCAGCGCCGGGCGAUGCUCGACGCCGGUGAGAUUGCCGGCCUGAAGGUUCUUAGACUCAUCAACGAUACUACUGCCACCGCUCUGGGUUAUGGUAUCACCAAGCUUGACCUCCCGGGCCCCGAGGAGAAGCCCCGCCGGGUGGUGUUCGUCGAUAUCGGCCACAGCAACUACACCGCCUCGGUGGUCGAAUUCCGCAAGGGCGAGCUUAACGUCAAGGCAACGGCCUACGACCGCCACUUUGGUGGUCGUAACUUCGACAAGGCCCUGACUGACCACUUCGCCGACGAGUUCAAGGAGAAGUUCAAGAUCGACAUCCGCUCGAACCCCAAGGCGUGGGCUCGUACCCUGGCCGCCGCCGAGAAGCUCAAGAAGGUCCUCUCCGCGAACCCUUCGGCACCCCUGAGCAUCGAGUCCCUCAUGGAGGACAUCGAUGUCCGCGCCCUCGUCAAGCGUGAGGAGAUGGAGGCUAUGGUCAAGCCUCUUGUGGACCGCAUCCUUGUCCCCAUCGAGCAGGCGCUCGCCGAGGCCAAGCUCAAGCCCGAGGAUAUCGACGCCAUCGAGAUGGUCGGUGGCUGCACGCGUGUCCCCGUCAUCAAGGAGGCCAUCGGCAACUUCUUCGGCAAGCCCCUGUCCUUCACCCUCAACCAGGACGAGGCCAUUGCCCGUGGUUCUGCCUUCAGCUGCGCCAUCCUGUCUCCCGUCUUCCGGGUGCGCGACUUCUCCGUCCACGACAUCGUCAACUACCCGAUCGAGUUCACCUGGGAGCAGUCGGCCGACAUCCCCGACGAGGACACCAGCCUCACCGUCUUCAACCGGGGCAACGUCAUGCCGUCCACCAAGAUCCUCACCUUCUACCGCAAGCAGCCCUUUGACCUUGAGGCUCGCUAUGCCAAGCCCGACAUGCUUCCCGGCAAGGUCAACCCUUGGGUCGGUCGUUUCUCCAUCAAGGGCGUUCAGGCCGAUGCCAACAACGACUUCAUGAUCUGCAAGCUCAAGGCUCGCCUCAACCUGCACGGUAUCCUGAACCUCGAGUCUGGAUACUAUGUCGAGGAUGUUGAGGUUGAAGAGCCCGUUGAGGAGGAGGGCGACAAGAAGGAGGGCGAUGCCAUGGACACCGAUGACAAGCCCAAGAAGACCCGCAAAGUCAAGAAGCAGGUCCGCAAGGGUGACCUACCCAUCUCGACUGGCACCUCUGCCCUGGACCAGAGCGUCAAGGAUGCCUGGAUUGAGCGCGAGAACGCCAUGUACAUGGAGGAUAAGCUCGUGGCUGAGACUGAUGAGAAGAAGAACGAGCUCGAGUCAUUCAUUUACGAGCUGCGUGACAAGCUUGACGGCAUCUACGCCGAGUUUGCCAACGAGGAGGAGAAGGAUAAGCUUCGGGCCAAGCUGACUGACAGCGAGGACUGGCUCUAUGAGGAGGGCGAGGACACCACCAAGUCCGUGUACGUCGCCAAGAUGGACGAGAUCCGCUUCAUUGCCGGCCCCAUCAUCCAGCGCUACCGGGAGAAGGCCGAUGCCGAGCGCCAGGCCGUGCAGAAGGCGCAAGAAGAAGAGGCCGCCCGAAAGCGUGCCGAGAUCGAGGCCAAGCGCAAGGCCGAGGAGGAGGCCAAGAAGGCCGAGGAGGCCAGCAAGACCGCCGACACGGACAUGAAGGACGCUUCUGCUGAAGGCGAGGCCCCCGCCGCCCAGGAGACUGAAGAGAAGCAGUAAAAAAAAACAAUAAAUAAAAGAAAAUGCUUCUCUCUUUCUCUUGUCUUGAUGAUGGCUUCCGCAUGAUAUAGAAUAUGCUGCGUGAUGAGAAAACGGACUCGAUCGAUACAAUCAAAUCUUUUCUUACUUUCAAUUUCUUUUUAUACUUCUUUCCCCCUACCAUCUGAUUCCUUCUUUCUUCUUUUUUUUUUUUGAACCAACCCCUUCGAUGAUAUAAUUGACAACCUGACCGCUACUGGUUGUAGAUCGCAUGUCUCUACAUUCUAUUCUCUCCCGAUUAAAUUGGUUCGACU
Molecule: messenger RNA, 2711 nt
Organism: Penicilliopsis zonata CBS 506.65
Lineage: Eukaryota; Fungi; Ascomycota; Eurotiomycetes; Eurotiales; Aspergillaceae
Exons: 5
Coding region: 259-2418 (719 amino acids)
Biological process (GO): protein folding
Cellular component (GO): cytosol; nucleus
Molecular function (GO): ATP binding; ATP-dependent protein folding chaperone
Source: RefSeq, a predicted model, not a curated record